Pomacea canaliculata is the source of this 2768-nucleotide messenger RNA. RefSeq names its product mastermind-like protein 3. The coding region runs from base 163 to 2514 and encodes 783 amino acids. The record is from RefSeq and is a predicted model, not a curated record. Gene Ontology annotation, cellular component: nucleus. Gene Ontology annotation, biological process: regulation of transcription by RNA polymerase II. The transcript is spliced from 4 exons. Gene Ontology annotation, molecular function: DNA-binding transcription factor activity, RNA polymerase II-specific; RNA polymerase II cis-regulatory region sequence-specific DNA binding. Lineage: Eukaryota; Metazoa; Mollusca; Gastropoda; Architaenioglossa; Ampullariidae.
ACGCCUGUGAUGAUCUUUCCACAGUCGAAACCGUAGUUGCCUCUUGAGCAGAUGUGGUCUCAUUCUACUUAAUAAGUCAUUGCAUCAACAAGGUCAUUAACUUAUUUCCACACAGACACACCACAGCUGUAAUUAACUCUGGCAAAUUGGGUGGACCUAAGAAUGGUGAUCACCGAGCCGACGCAAAUGUCGGAUCAGAGCACCACGACAGGAUUACCUCAGUGGGGAAAUGAGCCUAGCGACGACGACAGCAGCAGCAGCAGCUCCAGCAAACAAACCUCAUCACGGAAGCGGAAGAUCAAAGAGGAACCUCUCGAUGACCAGCAAGAACUGAAGCGCCAGAAAAACCGAGAAGCUGCUAAAAGAUGUCGUGAAAAGAAAUUGCAACAAACGGAAGAAUUGACCAAGAGGAACGAACAGCUGGAGCAGGAGAAUCGGCAGCUGGCAGAAGAGAAGGAGGAGCUGAUUCAAAAGUGUCGCACUUACCAGCAGGAGAUCGAGCAGCACAAACUCCACGGCUGCUCCGUGCCCCACUUUCAAACCCCGUACGACCUCGAGGAUGUCCUGCAUGCUGAAGCAUCCCACCCACCGCCGCAGGUCUCUUCCCCAGCGCCGAGCUCAGCCUCCAGCACUAGCCCUGCCCCCAGCACCAGUCCGGCUCCUAGUGUCAGUCCUCGCCCCCCACCUGCUUCUCUUCCCACCUCUUAUGGUGGUGAGCAGGCUUUAACUCUCCCCCCAGUGCCCACUCCUGGCUUGCAUGUUGACGCUGCCUGGCAGUGUGCUUCUACUGAAAGGUCUACAGCACACGGCAUGUGCUGUCCAAAAGUAAACCAUACCAACGUGACAAAGCAGGCUUCAGAGAUUCACCACAUCAGGGUGAGAAAUAAGGAUGGGUCUAUUAAGACCCUGGCCUUGGAACACAGCCAGUAUGUAACGCUCAUGCAAAAGAUCGAGCUUGUCCAGCAGCAGCAAAAGAAACAACAACAGCACCAACAGCAGCAGCCGCAACAACAACAACAACAACCGCUGCCACAAUACCUAAUGCAGGAGCAACUACAUCCUCCUCAGCAGCAGCAGCAGCCGGUAGUUUCUGGUAUCAAACAGAACAUCGUAGCCCCAUUGUUCCACAAUUCUUCUACGAACACUGAGAGUAGCAACUUCGUUUCGGAUCCCACACUGGAAGACGACAACUGCCAGAGGCUGGACACCAUGGAUGACAUUCUCAGCGUCAUGAAAAAUGUAACAAAAGAUGAGGCUGAUACCCACAUCACCAUCAAAACCGAGGAGGAUGCCGAGGAAGAGCACGUGCAGCGCGUGAAGAAAGAUCUCAUGAAUAUGCUUCAAGGCAAAAGCUUGCAGAGCAACCUGCAGUUCCUUGCCGUAGAUGCAGUCUCUCGGUCGAUCAAGACUGAGCCACAGGACUUUCAGGUCCUGCCCUCCUGCAACCUGUCGAACGAUCCCCUCGUCAAGAAGGAGGUGCCAGCGAAAGUUACGUGCAAUGUUGAGAAGGUCGCUGGCAGCUCGAGACAGAUGUGGGAAACCCAAGAAAAGGUAGCUGGCGAGAAGCAAAGCGAGGCAAAGAUCAGGGCUUUAAUGGCAUACCUGCAAACCGUAGAACGAUCUGGUGUUCGCAGUUCUGACAGUCUUCCAGGACAGACCCAGCUGAAAAUUCGGCCUGGGGCGCCUGGGCUAAUUGAAGCGAACAGCACAAGCUCGACCUUUGUGACUUCCAGUGCCAAGGUGGGUUCGCUGAUGAAGAAUCCAAUGAGCAGGCCACCUCAAACAUCACAGUCCGUUUUUGCUCAGACGUCUUCAGCUGAUGUGACCUCAAGGAUGGUGGGCUAUCCGCAGCAGCAGCACCACCACCACCAGCAGCCAAAACAACAACAGUGUGAUCUAAACCUUUCCAACGGGCCGCGUGCACCAACGGAAGUGAGAGUUCCAUCAUAUGACGACAUCUUACCUGCCGUGAAGUUGCGGGAAGCAGCGUUCGGGUCCACAAAGUCCACAUUCUCUCGUACUGCUUGCGCGAGUCAGCGCGAGACUCCUGCCACGCUCUUCGCCAACGAGAGCAUUCAAUCCUUUAGCAAACCCGUUUCGCAGGAUGACGUAAGCAUGACGACGACUGGACAACCCUUUGGCACCCUUCUACACUCACAGCGGUCGACCAAGCAGGACACCCCUGGUGACCUAAGUGCGACCGCUUCGCCUUCCACUGAAGUGACCCGACAAACAUCCUUGCCGUUGCCGAAGACUUUCACGACUCUGGUGAACAUCCCGAUGCAGCAUGUUCCCGGGGUACACUUUGCAACCCAAAGCGACACCCCUGUCAACCUGCAGCCCGUUGACCAGACGAACAGCAAUGGCUGGGGUUCAGACGAACCGAGCAUGGGGUUACUUGGAGGAACAGAGACUGAGUCGGGAGAGGUGCUGAUGUCCAUGAGCACGACACAGAUAAUGGAAUACUUGAAGUACAACAGCAUGGAGGUCCUCGACUCAGCGUCCAUCUCAUAGCGAGUCAAUGGGGCUACUGAGAAGAUAAAUUUGGACAGUUAGUAAAACUAAAGGGACCUUGCAGGCCGAAUUAGCAAAAAAAAAAAACAAAAAAAAAAAAACAAAACAAAACAAAACAAAAAAACAACAAAAACCAUGGACUUGUAGAUAGUUGAUAGAGACGAAAAACUGGACAAAGUGUUUUUCUUCCCGAAAUGAAAACUCAAAAAGCAGUUUAACACCGCUGAUAAGUGCUCUUAAGCACAGGCAAACUU